Ixodes scapularis (black-legged tick) is the source of this 1155-nucleotide messenger RNA. RefSeq names its product ornithine decarboxylase-like. Gene Ontology annotation, molecular function: ornithine decarboxylase activity. Gene Ontology annotation, cellular component: cytoplasm. Lineage: Eukaryota; Metazoa; Arthropoda; Arachnida; Ixodida; Ixodidae. The transcript has 8 exons. The record is from RefSeq and is a predicted model, not a curated record. The coding region runs from base 1 to 1155 and encodes 384 amino acids.
AUGAAUGCUUUGGAGCUUGCUCGAGAACUGGUAAACCAACAGGAAACGGACGAGGCCUUCUUUAUCUGCGACUUGCGAGACUUGGAGCAAAAGAUGAAACUGUGGCAGCAGGAGUUGCCACAAGUGACACCAUACUACGCCGUAAAAGCGUGUACGGAUCCGGUUAUUCUUCACACCAUGAAGUCACUUGGGGUUGGUUUCGACUGCUCUAACAAGAGAGAGUUGAAGACAGUGCUCGACAUGGGCGUAACACCCGAUCGCAUCGUGUACGCCAACACAGUCAAGAGUACUUCCCACUUGAAGUACGCCUCUGAGCACGGUGUUACCUUGAUGACAUUCGACUCUGCAGAAGAACUGGUGAAGAUGGAUGACAAGAAUGCAAGGUUCCAUGUGGGAUGCGCCUACACUGAUCCGGACAUCUUCGUCCACACCAUUGAACACGUCAAGCGCGUCUUUGACUUGGGCACCGAAAUAGGAUUUCGAAUGAACGUGCUAGACAUCGGCGGUGGAUUUCCAGGAGGAGUUAGAAAGCAGGAUGCGAUGGCCGAGGUGUGCGGGGCCAUUCGGUCCGCAAUCGACAGGCACUUUCCGCCGUCCAGCGGGGUGAAGAUCAUCGCCGAACCGGGCCAGUUCUUCGUCACGGCAGCGUACAGCCUGGUCGUCCGAGUCGUCGGCAAGAGACAGAGGGAGAUCAGCAUCGAUGGUCUGGUGCGCUCGCACGUGGAUGUCUUCAUCAACGAAAGUAAUAACAACUGCGUCUGCGCAAAUCUCUACCAGUUCCUGGAUAUUCAGCUCUAUCCCUUGAAGCCUCCGUUCGACCGACCCCGCAAUGUUCUCACAUCGCUGUGGGGAGCCACCUGCAAUCCAAUUGACCGCAUGGAGGAAAGGACGCUCAUGUUCGACGUCUCGGUGGAUGAGUGGCUCUUCAUGGACAACAUGGGCGCCUACAGUCUGAUCGGUGUCACGGGUUUCAAUGGCUUCGGCUUCCCCUUCGUCAAGUACAUCACCACCGCGGACAAGAAGCCGUCCGUUCAACGAAUCGUGGAUUCGAUGGUGAUGAGAGGAGGUUACGGUCAGGUCGAGGAAGCGAUCAUGGCUCGCCAUCCAAGCGGGCGCAUCACGGUCGCCGACGCAGGUGGCGACAAAACGGCUUAA